AGUAUCCUAAGAGUUUUUACUUUUUGAUAAGAAACGAAAAUCUUCUUUUUUUCUCUGUGUAAACAACAAUGGAUUCUUCAAUGUCGACGAAGAAGAAAACAAAACUCUCUCUGAGAAACCAAACUUGUUUCAAGAAAUCGUCUCUGUCUUCCACUGCAAAAAGGACCACGAACUUGUCUAUGAGAGAAGAGACCAUGUUUAAGAAAGCCUUCGAGCUUUCAACUCUGUGUGAUAUCGAAGUCUGUGUCAUAUAUUACGGUCGUGAUGGAGAACUCAUCAAGACAUGGCCGGAAGAUAAAUCUAAGGUUCGAGACAUGGCUGAGAGAUUUACCAAACUAAACGAUAGAGAGAGACGCAAGAAAAGCACAAACCUUUCUCUGUUGUUAAGGAAGAAGAUCCUCGACGACAAUAAGCUCUCGGAGAAAGUGUUAGAGAUGAAGGAUUCGUUAGAAAGUGGUCUACGGGUAUUACAAGAUAAGCUUCGGUUACUCCAACCCGAGAACCAGACCGAGUUAGGUCAGAGCCGUGUAGUUUCUUCCACAACGAACCCAUUGUCUUCUCCUUCGAUAAUUGAGGAUCAUCAUCAAACAUUGGUGAAUGGUGUGUCAAACACAGAGCAAGAGCUAUCGACGUCAUCAUUGAGUCAACAUCAGAGCAAAUUUUCAGUCUUUCUGUAUAACCAUGACAAUGGUAGCUUCUAUCAAGUCCCUGACUCUGUUUCUAGCUUUGACCAAUCGACGAGUACGGCUUUACUUGGGGCCCAAGGAACUGAUCUAAGAAGUAACAGCUGCAGCAACUUUGAUCUUCCCAUGGUGUUUCCUCCUCAGAUGCAGACACAAACCCCAAUUGUCCACUUUGAUCAGUUUGCGCCAUGGAAUCAAGCACCAUCUUUUACAGAUCCAAUGAUGUUCUCUUAUAAUUAGGUCUUGUUGUUCCAAGAUCUGAUCUUUGAGUUGGUCCACGUUUUAUUAUUUUCUAUUAUGUAUGUAUUCUCAGUUUAGAUUAUAAGUUUAGCCUGAUUAAAAGUUUGUAAGAAAUCCUUUGAAUUGUAUUGUUUCCUAAGAAUGAAUGCUAUUUUCAAGU
Arabidopsis arenosa is the source of this 1083-nucleotide messenger RNA. The record is from the annotation of a GenBank genome assembly. Lineage: Eukaryota; Viridiplantae; Streptophyta; Magnoliopsida; Brassicales; Brassicaceae.